UAGUCGCGUAGACAGAGACUUCUGCAAAAGGGAACAAUCGUCCAAGAUGCCAUUGGGCAAGGCUUUGGAUGUGAUUGUUGUGGGUUCCUGUAUGACUGAUUUGGUGAGCCAGGCACCAAGAUUACCAAAAGCAGGGGAAACUAUCCAUGGGCACAAGUUCUUCAUCGGGUUUGGUGGUAAAGGAGCCAACCAAUGUGUACAGGCUGCAAGACUGGGCGCAGAGAGUGCAAUGGUCUGCAAGGUUGGAAAAGACUUCUUUGGAGACAAUUAUAUCCAGAAUUUCAAGGACAGCGGUGUACACACAGACUUUGUACAGCAGACCUCGAAUGCAGCAACUGGGGCAGCCUCCAUCAUCGUCAACGAUGCAGGGGAAAAUGCCAUUGUAAUAGUUGCGGGUGCGAACAUGCUGCUGAACACUGAGGAUCUGAAGGACAUACAGGCUUCUCUGAGCCGAGCUAAAGUCCUGGUGUGUCAACUGGAAAUCAGCCCACAGACCUCCCUGAAGGCGAUGUGCAUGGCCCAGGAGAGCGGAGUGAAGACAAUAUUCAACCCAGCGCCAGCAAUCGAGUUCUUGGAUGAAGAAUUCUACAAAGUCUCUGAUGUGUUCUGCUGUAAUGAGUCUGAGGCUGAGCUGUUAACAGGCUGCCCAGUUUCCACAGUGGAUGAAGCAGAGCAUGCGGGACAGAACCUGCUAGCUCGUGGUUGUGGGGCAGUUAUCAUCACAUUAGGACCCCAGGGUUGUGUGGUGCUCCAGGCAAAAGAAUCCACCUCCAAACAUAUCCCGACAGAAGCAGUAAAAGCCGUGGAUACAACGGGUGCUGGUGACAGUUUCAUUGGAGCAUUGGCGUUUUACAUGGCCUAUUAUCCCACAGUGCCUUUGGAGGAGAUGGCAAGGAGAGCCAAUCGAGUUGCAGCAGUGAGUGUGCAGACCAUGGGCACACAGACAUCUUUUCCCUUUAAAAAAGAUCUGCCUUCUGCAUUAUUCUGAAGCCAUGAAACCAAAUUGCACAAGUAAAUAUUUCUACAACGGAUUUAAGUUCAAGUGUAUAAAAGUUUAUUUUUAACCAAAAAUAUGGAAUAUUGAGAUGU
Molecule: messenger RNA, 1089 nt
Organism: Periophthalmus magnuspinnatus
Lineage: Eukaryota; Metazoa; Chordata; Actinopteri; Gobiiformes; Gobiidae
Gene: rbks
Product: ribokinase
Exons: 9
Coding region: 47-988 (313 amino acids)
Biological process (GO): D-ribose metabolic process
Molecular function (GO): ribokinase activity
Source: RefSeq, a predicted model, not a curated record